Messenger RNA from Pogonomyrmex barbatus (red harvester ant), 2088 nucleotides. Its product is annotated as tubulin beta-1 chain. Gene Ontology annotation, biological process: microtubule-based process. Gene Ontology annotation, cellular component: microtubule. Lineage: Eukaryota; Metazoa; Arthropoda; Insecta; Hymenoptera; Formicidae. Gene Ontology annotation, molecular function: GTP binding; GTPase activity; structural constituent of cytoskeleton. The record is from RefSeq and is a predicted model, not a curated record.
CGUAUGCGCUUGAAAAUCUGUAACGGACACCGCAACCGUCGCAUACUCGUCUCUGGGCUCUCGCACGACGCGUUGGUCUAAACUCGAGUCAGUUCGAUAGUAAUCGCCGCUAGUCGCCGCCGACUAUUAAGAUACUAAGAAGCAAAAGUAGUCUCUUUUGAGAGGUCCAGUCGAGAAGAGAAAACUCCGUACGAGCAAUCAUGAGGGAAAUCGUCCACAUCCAAGCCGGACAGUGCGGUAACCAAAUUGGAGCGAAGUUUUGGGAAAUCAUAAGUGACGAGCAUGGCAUUGACCCGACUGGCACCUACCACGGUGACUCUGAUCUCCAGUUGGAGAGAAUCAAUGUCUACUACAAUGAGGCAUCCGGCGGCAAAUACGUGCCGCGUGCCAUCCUCGUCGAUCUGGAACCCGGCACCAUGGACUCCGUGCGCUCGGGACCGUUCGGCCAGAUUUUCAGACCGGACAACUUUGUGUUUGGUCAGAGCGGCGCUGGCAAUAACUGGGCGAAAGGCCACUACACCGAGGGCGCCGAACUGGUAGAUUCUGUUCUCGAUGUUGUGAGAAAGGAGGCUGAGAGCUGUGACUGCUUGCAAGGAUUUCAACUUACGCACUCCUUGGGUGGUGGUACUGGCUCCGGCAUGGGUACCCUGCUCAUCUCCAAGAUUCGUGAGGAAUAUCCCGAUAGAAUCAUGAAUACGUAUUCCGUCGUACCGUCGCCCAAGGUGUCCGACACAGUCGUCGAGCCGUAUAACGCCACCCUCUCCGUACACCAGCUCGUCGAAAAUACGGAUGAGACCUACUGUAUCGACAACGAGGCCCUUUACGAUAUCUGCUUCCGCACCCUGAAACUAUCGACACCGACGUACGGUGAUCUAAAUCAUCUUGUCUCCCUCACGAUGUCCGGGGUCACGACUUGUUUGAGGUUCCCUGGCCAACUGAAUGCUGAUCUCAGGAAACUCGCCGUCAACAUGGUGCCCUUCCCUCGUCUCCAUUUCUUCAUGCCUGGUUUCGCUCCUCUCACAUCCCGCGGCAGUCAGCAAUACAGAGCGCUGUCCGUACCGGAACUCACCCAACAGAUGUUCGAUGCUAAGAACAUGAUGGCAGCGUGUGAUCCCAGGCACGGCAGGUAUCUCACAGUUGCUGCCAUCUUCCGCGGUAGAAUGUCGAUGAAAGAGGUCGACGAGCAGAUGCUCAACAUUCAGAACAAGAACAGCUCAUACUUCGUCGAAUGGAUACCGAACAACGUAAAGACCGCCGUAUGCGAUAUUCCGCCACGUGGUCUUAAGAUGUCUGCCACGUUCAUUGGCAACUCCACCGCCAUUCAGGAACUGUUCAAGCGCAUCUCCGAGCAGUUCACUGCCAUGUUCAGGAGGAAGGCUUUCCUUCACUGGUAUACUGGCGAGGGUAUGGACGAGAUGGAGUUCACUGAAGCCGAAUCGAACAUGAAUGACUUGGUCUCCGAAUACCAACAAUACCAGGAGGCUACCGCAGACGAGGAUGCAGAAUUCGACGAGGAGCAAGAAGCCGAGGUCGACGAGAACUAAGAGAAAAAAAAUUACCGCGGCGGAAACGACACUCGCCAUCCUUUCCCUAUUCUCUCUCUCUUUCUCUCUCUUUCUCUCGACCGAGCGAUAACGCAAUAUACCCUUCACCCUUGCUUCUUAACUCGUUAUCUCUCUUUUGUAUCUUUUUUACGGAUUUCUGUUCGAACUUUCGCGGAGCGCGCGCGCGCGCGCGCACUAUUCAUUGCUCUCCGUUAAUACCGCACUUAGUGCGAUAAUUUGAAGAAUAUUUUCUUAUUUUUGAAUGUCUACAAGAUUUAUUAUUUUUGAUUACUAAUUUACGCGCGCCCUUACCAUCAUCCAGUGUACAACCGCUGAGAGCGGUCGCCAGCAUAUUUGAAUAAAUUAUUAUCAUAUGAAUCUGUCGUCACUCGCACUACUCCCUGAUUAUUUACACAGACCUCUAGGCUAUAGUGCUAUUGAUUUUUUGUAUUUUCGGAGACUUCGUAUAUUUAUAUUUGUCUGUUGUCAUACGCAGUUUUAUACCAUGAUAAAAUAGAUGUGAAUAAAAAUCCAAUAAAAUAUA